Phytophthora infestans T30-4 is the source of this 996-nucleotide messenger RNA. Its product is annotated as Crinkler (CRN) family protein. The record is from RefSeq and is a predicted model, not a curated record. NCBI's taxonomy places the organism in Eukaryota, Oomycota, Peronosporomycetes, Peronosporales, Peronosporaceae. The coding region runs from base 19 to 996 and encodes 325 amino acids. The transcript has a single exon.
CUGCCGGCUCGAGGAAAGAUGGUGAAGCUUGUCUGUGCGAUCGUUGGUGUGGCGGGAGGUGCUUUCCCUGUGGACAUCGACGUGAGCCAGCUGGUGGGAGACUUGAAGGAGGUGAUUAAGGCGAAGAAGCCGAAUGACUUCAAAGAUGUUGAUGCAGACAAGCUGCAUCUCUUCCUGGCAAAGAAAGACGGCGCCUGGCUGAAGUCGAAGGAUCCUGCCGUGAUUGCUAUGCGGAGUGGUGUUAUUCCCGAGAAAGUAAAGGCACUGCUGGACGUGGAAAUGGAUCCAGCAGACGAGAUUGGUGACUUGUUUGGUGAUGCUUCGACGAAGAGGACGAUCCACGUGCUGGUGGUGGUUCCAGAUGGGGCUGGUGGUUCAGCGAGUGACACUUCCAGGAUGGAUCGUCUAUUCGAUAAGGUCGACAAAGUGUAUGAGCACACUGUGCUGUCCAAGCGUACGCGAUAUGUCCACUCAGAAAUGAACUCAGCCAAGGGAAACAUCCUUUUGAACGAUUUGAAAAUUCGGAUUUCGCCUGUGGACACAGUUAAAUUCGCCGGUGGAGUUCCAACUCCAGCAAAGGAAUUCAAGUGGAAAAGUGACCGUACCGAGGAGCAGCAAAAGGAACCUUAUCGUGAGUACGUGGUAGCCAACAUUGGCGAUGUCUUGACGAAUAACAAGCUUUGCGUGGUUGGUGUGGAAAAAGGCGCAAACAUCCUCACCGUUGAAGUCCCUGGUCGCGAUAUUGUUCUUGCUGGUCGCACGGAUAUGAUUGUGCUGAGUGAUAUAGCCCAGAAGUUUCCACAUUACUUGCCUCAUUUGCCUGGAGUGAGGAUGUUGAUCGAAGUGAAAAAGGUGGUGACAACAGCGUCCGAGUUCCAGGCUUUGUCGGAAUUGAUUGCAUUGGAUAUCAUCGUUACGGAAUCAGUGAUGGCACUGCUCACGAACUUGACAAACCAUUGGCAAUUCUUUUGGGUCUCCAGGAAGAGCGACGACUAA